GAAGGAGAGAGAGAGGAGAUGAGAAAGGGAGAGCGAUAGUCAGCACCAGUGAGAGAGAAACAAGAUUCAGCCGGAGAGAGAAGAGAAAAUAGCAGUAGCCAAACGGACAAAGGAAAACAUGGAUGUAACGGAAAAACGUCCUUUAAAACAAGCACAUGUACCGGAGAGGAUGCUUUGGUGGUCCUGCACAUAGUAGGGGGUAGCUCAAGGACUCUUCCUCCCGUUUUUAAUGUUGCGGGUGGGGACGCAUGGCAAGCUAAAAAGGCGGAAAGCUUUCUCUAAUCCGUCUGCGGAUCCUGCCUGCUUGCAAUGGCUGUGGCGGUGCGAUGCUGUUGCAGCAUAACUCAGAAUGUGCCUUUUACUUUUUAUUUGGUAAUUUUUGUACUCAGUGGCCUUACAAAUGCACAAAUACGAUACACCAUUCCGGAGGAGCUAGAGAAUGGGGCUGUGGUCGGCGACAUUGUUCGCGAUUUGGGUCUGGACCUGCAAAAGCUCUCCUCCCGACGCAUCAGAAUCACCUCUGACAGCGCACGGAGAUAUUUCAACAUAAAUCAUAAAAAUGGCAAGCUGUCGAUGAGUGACCGUAUCGACCGGGAGACGCUGUGUGAAUUCAGCGGCACCUGUUUCCUCAACCUAGAAGUGGUGGUUGAGAACCCGCUUGAGGUGCAUAAUGUGGAGGUGGAGAUUCUGGAUGCUAAUGACAACUCGCCACAGUUCCCCCGGGACGAGUACCAGCUGGAGAUCUCAGAGUCCGCCAUAACUGGGUCCCGGUUCCCCAUCGAGGGCGCGCAGGAUGCAGACGACGGCUCCAACUCGGUUCGUCUCUACCGGCUCAGCAACAACGAGCAUCUUGCGCUGGACUCCAACAAGCCCGCCGCAAACAGCAAGAACAUCCAGCUCGUGCUCAAAAAGCCAUUUGACCGUGAGCAUAAACCGUCUCAUCAGUUGAUACUGACAGCUGUCGACGGAGGCACCCCUGCGCGCACAGGCACAGCCAAAAUCAACGUGCGUGUCCUGGAUUCCAACGACAACGUGCCCGCGUUCGACAACUCCGUGUACAAAGUGAAACUGUCGGAGAACUCGCCCAAGGGCGCUCUGGUGAUAAAGUUAAACGCCACUGACCGGGAUGAAGGCACAAACGGGGAGGUGUUUUACUCUUUUAGCAGCUACACCCCAGAGAGGGUGAGACAAAUGUUCACCAUGGAUACAGAUACAGGAGAGAUCAGAGUGAAGAACAACUUAGACUAUGAGGAGACUAACUCCUAUGAGAUGUACAUACAAGCUAUGGACAGGGGUCCUUCUGCAGUGGUCGUCCACUGUAAAGUGGUGGUGGAGGUUUUGGAUGUGAACGACAACAUUCCUGAAAUCGUGCUGUCGUCUCUUUCCAGCCCGGUCCGUGAGGAUGCACGGGCUGACACCGUGGUGGCUCUGAUCAGUGUUAAUGACCGGGACUCCGCCCAGAACAAACAGGUGACCCUGGAGAUCCAACCUGGCGUCCCCUUUAAGAUCAAGUCCUUCCGGAACCACUACACCUUGGUCACCGCUGCCUUCCUGGACCGUGAGACCAUCUCCACCUACAACGUCACAGUAACCGCCAUCGAUGGGGGAACCCCGGCCCUGUCCUCACACAUGACCAUUAAAGUUGAUGUGGCCGAUGUCAAUGACAACCCUCCCCGCUUCGAACAGACGUCCUACACAGUGUACAUGACGGAGAACAAUGCGCCCGGUGCCUCAAUGUGCGUUGUAAAGGCUCUGGAUGCAGACACUGGGGAGAACGCUCGCAUCACCUACACUGUCCUCAAUGACAACAACCACGGCAUCCCUGUGGCGAGCUACGUCAGCAUCAAACCCGACACGGGUGAGGCCUAUGCCCUGCGAGCCUUCGACUUCGAGAAGCUCAGAGAGUUCCACUUCCAGGUGAAAGCCCAGGAUAGUGGCGUGCCGCCCCUCAGCCGCGUGGCAACAGUCUACGUUUACAUCAUGGACCAGAACGACCACUCCCCUAGGAUAGUCCAUCCUCCAGCCAAUGGGACGCGGACCACCGAGACGCUGAUGAAGAACGCAGAGGCGGGGGCUCUGGUGACCAAGGUGGUGGCGUGGGACGGGGACGCGGGUCAGAACGCCUGGCUGCUGUACGCCCUGGAGCAGACCACCUCCGAGCUGGACCUGUUUAAAGUCCACGAGCACACGGGGGAGAUCCGCACCACGCGGCGUGUCAACGAGGACAACUCCACCUCUUUCCUACUGACCGUGCUGGUCCGCGACCAUGGCCUCCCGCCUCUCUCCUCCACCGCCACCAUCAACGUGCACGUCAUGGAGCUGCCACCCAAGUUGACCCCCGACCCCAAGCGCAUCAUCAGGCCUCACAGCCCACUGCUGUUCUCCAAUGUGACACUCUACCUGAUCGUGGCCCUGAGCGCCACCACCUUUGUGUUCCUGGUCACCAUUGUGGUGCUGGCCAUCGUCCGCUGCCAUGCCUACUGCACCCAGCCCGGCUCCUGCUCCCCCUGCUGUGUGUCCCAAAAGAGCGUCCCCGAGGGGGGCACUUCGGCUGGCGGGGGUGGAGGGUCAUUGGGUCGAGGUGGUGGUGGUGGUGGGGGAGGUCAGGGUCAACCCAACAACAAUGUUGCUCUGCGGAGAGACCUGAAAGUUGAGCCUCACUACAUCGAGGUGCGGGGGAACGGCUCCAUGACCAAAACGUACUGCUAUAAGACAUGCAUGACAGCCACGUCGGGGAGCGAUACCUUCAUGUUCUAUAACACGGGCCGGCCCCACAGUGGCACCUGGAGCUCCGGGGGAUAUGUCACCAGCCAGAGUGGACAGAGCCAGAUGUUUGUACGCAGGCUCAGCAUGCCAGAUGCAACCGCUAUACAGCCCAAGGUGCCCAAUUCAGACUGGCGUUACUCUGCCUCACUUAGGACUGGGAUGCAGAGCUCAGUGCACAUGGAGGAGUCGUCGGUGAUGCAGGGAGCCCAGGGGGUUCUGGUCCAGAACUGGCCGACCGUGUCUAGCGCCGCCGGAGAUGCUGAGGGUGGAGAGACAUCCCCCCCCAUGGGAGCUGGAGUGGAUAGUAACAGCUGGCAAUUCCGUUAUGGCGCCGGCGGUCCUGGUGGCCCCCCCCAGCACCUGAAGCCCGGUGAGAUCCCCCCCGAAGCCUUCAUCAUCCCCGGAUCCCCCGCCAUCAUCUCGAUCCGCCAGCAGGGAGGAGAGGAUGACAAAAGCGACUUCAUCACUUUCGGAAAGAAGGAGGAGGCCAAGAAGAAGAAAAAGAAGAAGAAGGAGAAGAAGGAUAAGAAGGAUAAGGGGAAGGAUGAUGACGAGUAGAGGAGGAAGAGGAAGAGGAAGAGAAGGAAAGGGAGAUGUUAAAACAGAGGUACCAACCAAAGUCCACCUGGUAACAAAAAUCAAAGUAUUUGAGACAACAGGUGAGAAGAGAGAUUCCCAGUUCAACUUCAUCAUCUCUGGCUUAGUAACACAGACAGGCAGACAAAGUCACACUUCCGAGGUCCGCUCGAUACCCACCCCUGGAACAAAGAUAAUAGCCCAGGUCUUUCUAACACUCUCUGGUAAAAAUCUGGCCUUACCAAGAUUGCUGUAGUUUACCGUCUACUCCAAAUCCCUGUCUUGGGUAAUUGAUUAAUCAUGCCUUGAUGAGAAAAAAUGUAUUGAUGCAUUUUCCUCCGUGCCCCCUGGUGCCUGCCUACACACCCUGAGUCAAACAAUACCCUCCCCACUCUUCUCAGCAAGGGGACAAGAGCUAUUGUCUCCCCUCGCCCUCUGCUAUUCACCUUCUCUCUCACAGAUACGUUGGCACCUCGGUCUUACCCUUUCCCACCAUCUUGUAUAAUCCAAUUUCUUUGAGAGGAAAAUAAAAUCUGAGGAGGAGAAGAAAACAGCUCUGUGCCAGCCUCGGAAAAACAGCAAAAAAAGCUAAUGUCAAGAAGAAGAAAAUAAAGUAAAUUGAAGAGGACACACAGAAAGAGCUAAAUGUUGGUGAUUUAGAGCUGGACACUCACACUUGUAAAUAGCACAGGAGAGAGUCGCUAAAGCUGAGGCUAAAGGCUAACAUGACACUGCUGCUGCAGCUUCCUAUCGCGCUCUCUAUCUGUCAGUGUUCCCUGAGACGGCAAGGAAAACAUGGCUGUCAAUGAUACACACAUACACGUUGACACACGCACACACAAACCUGGACACUGAGAACACCUGAGACCUGGAAAGAGGUAACAAAUCUAGGAGCUGCCAACAAACAACAAACAACAAUGUGUUUAAUACAGAACGCAAGCUUUUUCCCCAGCAGCACAGUCUCCUCAGCAGUACACACGUAUACUGUAGAUCUACUCUCUCAGGAUCGACACAGCAGCAUCCCCUGAGUUACUCCUGGUUGGUCCGCUCAAUACUCUAUUUUGGGACAAUGAGAUCCCUCUCUCUCAAAGCAGCCAACAGCUCAAUGCGAAGAGAGAGAAAGAGGGAAUGAGAGAAAGGAGGGACACUCUUCAGAUUCCCUUGAGAACGAAAGAGAGAAGUCCAGCUGAGUUGGCCUGUGAUCCAGCUUGUUGAUCAGGGCUGAGUUGGAACCUUGUAGAAUAGCAGGAGCGUCUAGCUAAAGAUGAUCUCUCCCCUGCCACUCAGCAAAAGCCUGAUGCUUUCUACUCUGAAUGUUUGGUAGCAACCAUCCUUUACCUGAUAUCCAACCUGAUCCCCAUCCUCCCCACCCCCCUGACCUUUCCACCCUCAACCCCACCCUCAACCCCACACCUCCCCUCAACCCCACCCUCAACCCACCCUUACCCCAAACACAGACUGCUUCUUCACGUGAUGAUGAUGACAUUUGUGAAUCUUUUUCUCUUUUUAUUUGUUCUUGGAGAAGAGCCACGAUUUCCUACUCUGUUUUGUUAGCUUUAACUGAUCUGCAGUGCUUCUGCUUAUCCCACCCACCCUCUUUCCCUCCGUCUCUCUCUUUUUCUGGCCAUAGACUCCCCCUCUAACCCCCUGUUCAUUCAGGGUGAACUGGUAAGGCCUACUCUGAACCUUGUGGUAUGCUGGGAUCAGUAAUAUGGACGAGGCCUGGAGAACCCAGUCGGGGCCGGGGGCCAGUAUUCUGUGAGCUAACGUCAGAUGCCUCUAAGUGCAAAACGGUUGAGUGCUUUUAACUUGUGAAUACUAUGCUGUUCCUUCCUGUUUGUGGUCACUGGCGAGAGGGGACGAGGUGGGAUGGGGACAGAGAUGGGGUGGAGGUCUGGUACAUGGUGCCGAGGGCUAUCCCUGUCCUCCAUGUUCCCGGGUAGACAUCUAUCCCUAAAUUGAUUGAUUACGAUUAGUGAAUCAAAACAGUAGGUCACCCAUUGGCUUUUAUGUAUACAAUAAAUGUAGAUUUAGACUUGCUUUUCAUACAUGGACUUUGCAUUAAUAAAUACGAUGUAUAGCCUAAUUAUUACAUUAUUAAUGAAUAAAUAAGAGCAUCUAAGGAUUCCCACCCCACAGCUCUAUCCCACCAAUCCUCUCUCAGGAGGUUUUGUAAAGGGGCGGAGACAUGCUUCAGCCCUGCUUCUAUUGGUUCCCCCUUCCCUUGCCUGUAAGUUGUUGCCACGCCCCCCAGGUUUUGCAACUCGGUAUGACUUCACUUCACUAAAGUGGCUGCUGCAUGUAAGUCUCAAAGGAAACAUAGUAUAGUAUAGAUAAAAAAAUAUAUAUAUAUAGAAAUAGAUGGCUAUGAUUUUAUUAUUUUGUAUUAUCAUUUUACUUCCUGACUCGCAAAGGAGAUAUUUGUGUGUACCGUCUCUACCAUGCAUCUUCUGCAUAUUACAGCCUCCGCACUCCACAGUGGUGUUAUACGUUAACUAAACCUCUUAGAUAUUUGUAAAUAUAGUGUGAUGGCCUUGAAUGCAACUCUGUUCAUUUUGUUUUACCAAAAUAUAAUUUUCGUUUUUUGAGAACAAGCAAAGAAAAGAAAAUGAGAAAAAAUUAAAUAAAAUAAUAUGUUUUGUGUCCGGCUUUGACAUGAUGAUCUACCUAACACUAAUAUUGUAACUGAAAUAUGUAUGAUCCUGUGAUAAGCUAUAUUUUCCCUUUCACCCCCUUUCAACAGAAAAAAAAUAAAAAAUGACAGAAAAAAAAGUCCAAUGUAAAAAUGGUAUAUGUAGUGUAUGCUUGUGUUUAGUGAGCGUUCACGCUGUCAUUCUUUAUUUAGAGUAUGGUGGUGACCAAUGGUGGCACUGUUCUGUCCUACUGGGCAGUACUGAUCUGUUGUAAAACCUUUUUUUUGUACACCUGCUCAUCUACUAUGACUGUAAAAUUGUGAAAUUGCAUUUAUUUCAGUUUUUUUAUUUUACCUAAAUGGAUACAGUGGUAAUGUGUUUUGUUUAUAAAUCACUAAAUAAAGUUUUCUUUCAUAAAAAUGAGA
Molecule: messenger RNA, 6400 nt
Organism: Coregonus clupeaformis (lake whitefish)
Lineage: Eukaryota; Metazoa; Chordata; Actinopteri; Salmoniformes; Salmonidae
Product: protocadherin alpha-C2-like
Exons: 4
Coding region: 310-3324 (1004 amino acids)
Biological process (GO): homophilic cell-cell adhesion
Cellular component (GO): plasma membrane
Molecular function (GO): calcium ion binding
Source: RefSeq, a predicted model, not a curated record